Messenger RNA from Micropterus dolomieu (smallmouth bass), 1095 nucleotides. Its product is annotated as transcription factor HES-5-like. Lineage: Eukaryota; Metazoa; Chordata; Actinopteri; Centrarchiformes; Centrarchidae. Gene Ontology annotation, cellular component: nucleus. Gene Ontology annotation, biological process: regulation of neurogenesis; regulation of transcription by RNA polymerase II; anterior/posterior pattern specification. Gene Ontology annotation, molecular function: RNA polymerase II cis-regulatory region sequence-specific DNA binding; protein dimerization activity; DNA-binding transcription factor activity, RNA polymerase II-specific. The transcript is spliced from 2 exons. The record is from RefSeq and is a predicted model, not a curated record. Bases 33 to 518 code for a protein of 161 amino acids.
AACAGAGACCUCUACAGCACAGAGAUCCAACCAUGGCACCUACAAUCACUGCAGCAAUGACCGAUUCUCAGGAGCAUCUGACUCUGACCCACAAGCUCAGAAAGCCUCUGGUGGAGAAGUUACGCAGAGAGCGAAUCAACAGCAGCAUUGAGCAGCUCAAGUCUCUCCUGGGUCCAGAGUUCCUCAAACAGCAGCCAGACUCCAAGCUGGAGAAAGCAGACAUCCUGGAGAUGACAGUUUAUGUCUUGAGACGACUGCAGCAGCAGAAUCAAGCUGUGGACUCAGCAGCUGUCGAUCAGGGCUACUCCAGGUGUGUCCAAGAGGUGGACCACGUCCUGUCCAACGAGGAGGGGGAGACACAGUCCCAGAGAAGACUUGUGAACCACUUCAACAAGCUGCAGUCUUCCUCUGAUAAGAAGGUGAGAGAGGCUGACAUCUCUCUUCUGAGCUCCACAGUCCAGACCAGCAUCACCAAAGAGAAGAGUCUGGCCAGGAGCGCCCCCUGGAGGCCGUGGUAGACACCUACAGACUGGAGUUGGUACCAGACAAACUGAGAUGACCACAUUGGUCAAAGAUUACUGAACUGAAUUCUUUGAAUUUUUUCAGAUUUGUUCUUCUGUAUGUACAGAAGCUGCAUUUUGUGUUUUUUCUUUGUGCACGAUGACGUUUCCUAAGGAAAUGACAAUAUCUUUCAAGUUUAGAAAGAGAAACAUCUUGUCAUGCAUUUUGCACGAACCAAAUCCGAUUGCAUCAGCAAUUAUUAUUAUACUUCACUGUACUUCAUGUAUUGGUAGUAAUUAAUGCCAUGGUAACAUUUUUAUCUUCAAAUUGUUAUUGAUCAUACUGAUCAGACAAUUUUAACUGUCUUUUUUAUGGACAUAUUGUCAUAAUGGACUUUAUUUCACUUAAAUCUCUCUGAUAACUCAAAACUGAUCUGUUCUAAGAUCCAAAUGUUGAUCCAUCCAUCCGACCAUCGUAAACCGCUUAUCCUGCAUACAGGGUCGCGGGCAGCUGGGGCCAAUCCCAGCUGACAUCGGGUGAAAGGCGGGGUACACCCUGGACAAGUCGCCAGUUCGAAAUGUUGAACCUUUUUUC